This is a messenger RNA of Funneliformis caledonium, 1059 nucleotides long. NCBI's taxonomy places the organism in Eukaryota, Fungi, Glomeromycota, Glomeromycetes, Glomerales, Glomeraceae. The record is from the annotation of a GenBank genome assembly.
AUGAGCUUAAAAAACAAAGGAAAAAUCUUCAAAAUAAAGUUCAAAAAACUAAAUCAACAUAAACAAUUGAACGAAAGAAAAAUCCUAGAAUUUGAAAAUAAAGAGAUAAAUCAUUAUAGAACACUUGCUCAAAAGUCAGAAAAUGAAGUCAAAGUAAUCAAUGAACAAAUUCAAGAAUUAGAUCACUAUAAAACACUUGCUCAACAGUUUGAAAAUGAAGUCAAUGCAACCAAAAGACAAAUUCAAAAAUUAAAUCAAUAUAAAUUAUUACUAGAAAAUGAAAAAAAUCAAUAUAAAGUUCUUGCUGAAAAGUCAGAAAAGGAUACUGAAACAACCAAGGAACAAUUCGAAAUAAUCAAGGAGCAACAUUUAAAGAAAAUACAAAGAAUACAGAAUAGAAUCGACGAACAAGAAGGAGAUUUACAACAAUUGGAUAAGGAAAAAGUUGAAUUAGAUAAUUAUCAAUCCGCUCUUGGUAAAGCCACAAAUUUUCAAUUAAAUAAUGAUAUCGCAGAUCUCAGUGAUAAUUUAAAAAAUUAUGUAACAAAUUUAAAGCAAAAUAUCGUUGUUAACAUGAAAGAAGUUAGAAAGCUUUUAUUACAUUAUAAAUGUCCAACUGAAAUUAAAGAUCAAAAAUCUAGUAGACUAUUGAUUCAAGCAGUUUUGCAACGUCACGUCAUCGAAAUAAUAUUCGCAAAUGCUACACAAUAUUUUCAUGUCUCUGGACGUCAACAACUUGAACAUCUUGAAUCACAAAUUGUUAAUAAAGAAAGUGAGCUUAACCGCGGAUUUGAGGAUACGUCCAGAGAAAACAAUACCGUAUAUGAGCACGCUUUCAUCACUCAAUGUAAACAACAACUAAACGACAUUAUGAACGGACUGCGUACUAUCAAUGAUAAGCAAAAGAAAUCAGAUUCCGAAAAAUAUGCCGUGACUAUCAUUCGCGAGGUUGUAAAGAUAUUUUACUUUAGAUUGAAAGUUCAAGAACCUGUUGUACAACAUAAUUGGUUUUCGUAUAAUGCUAAAUUAGAUAAAACAUUAAUGGAAGGAAUUUCAUGA